AUGAUGUUUGGGCUAGCCAAGCGGAAGCUUGAAUCUACGCAUCUGUGGAGAAUAGCCAAGCGGAUGCCCAAGGGGACAUUGUUGCAUUGCCAUUUGGGCGCCAUGGUAGAGGUAGACUGGCUGUUUGAACGGAUUCUUGCCGUCGAGGGGAUGCAUGUAUGUUCCUCCGAGGCGUUGGAUACAGAGGCUGCCAGGGUCAGGGCAGUCGUGCUGUUCAAAUAUAUCACUCCCAAGCCAGGUUCGAGCCACGUCUCUAUUUGGUCGUCCGAAUACCAGCCAGAUACAUACGUACCUGCCGCCGAAGCAGCUGAUGCAUUCCCGUCAACUGGCCGGCAGGGAUUCGUGAGCUGGCUUUAUGACCGAAGUGUAAUAAGCGAACUGAUGUAUUUGGCUCACCGUUUGCCAGGGAGGGGCAGGACGUGCCGGAUACAGGGUUCAAUUACCGUGUUGCCGUGA
Molecule: messenger RNA, 456 nt
Organism: Trichophyton rubrum CBS 118892
Lineage: Eukaryota; Fungi; Ascomycota; Eurotiomycetes; Onygenales; Arthrodermataceae
Exons: 1
Coding region: 1-456 (151 amino acids)
Source: RefSeq, a predicted model, not a curated record